Triticum turgidum subsp. durum (durum wheat) is the source of this 1473-nucleotide messenger RNA. The record is from the annotation of a GenBank genome assembly. Lineage: Eukaryota; Viridiplantae; Streptophyta; Magnoliopsida; Poales; Poaceae.
AUGGUGGCAUCCAUGGCGGCCUCCCCCCUCCGGCCGCUCCUCUUUCUCCUCCUCGCCGCCCUCGCCUGCCACGCGGCGGACGCGAGCUGGAGCGGGAACCCCUUCCGCCACGGCCACGGGCGGGGCCGCGGCCUCGGCGUCAACUACGGCAGGGUGGCCGACAACAUCCCGACGCCGCGGCGGUCCGUGCAGCUGCUGCGCGCGGCGGGGGCGGGCUCCGUCAAGAUCUACGACGCCAACCCGGCGGUGCUCCGCGCGCUGGCCGGCACGGGCAUGGCGGUCUCCAUCAUGGUGCCCAACCAGAUCAUCCCGGACCUGGCCGCCUCCUACGCCGCCGCCGACCGCUGGGUCGCCGACAACCUGCUCCCCUACCUCCCGCGGACGCGGGUCAAGUACCUACUCGUCGGCAACGAGGUGCUCUCCGACGGCUCCAUCGCGGCCUCCACCUGGACCCGCAUCGUGCCGGCCAUGGAGAACCUCCACCGCAGCCUCCGCGCGCGCCGCGUCAGCCGCGUCAAGCUCGGCACCACGCUCGCCAUGGACGCGCUCGUCACGGGCGCCUUCCCGCGCCCGCCGUCCGCCGCGGCGUUCCGCCCCGACAUCGCCGAGCAGGUCAUGCGCCCACUGCUCCGCUUCCUCGAGGGCACCAACUCCUACUACUUCGUCGACGCCUACACCUACUUCGUCUGGGCCGGCAGCAACGGCACCGUCCCGCUCGACUACGCGCUCCUCCAGGCCGCCACGCGCGCCCGCUACGUCGACCCCGGCACGGGGCUCACCUACACCAACCUGCUCGACGAAAUGCUCGACGCCGUGGGCGCCGCCAUGUCCAAGCUCGGCCACGGGAGCGUCAGGAUCGCCAUCGCGGAGACCGGCUGGCCCAACGGCGGCGACUACGACCAGAUCGGCGCCAACGUCCGCAACGCCGCCGUCUACAACAGGAACCUCGCGGCGCGGAUGGCCAGGAACCCCGGCACGCCGGCGCGGCCGGGCGCCAGGAUGCCGGUGUUCGUCUUCUCCCUCUACAACGAGAACCUCAAGCCCGGCCCGGGCACCGAGCGCCACUGGGGCCUCUACUACGCCAACGGCACAGCCGUGUACCCGGUCGACCUCACCGGGCGGCGGCCGCUGUGGGCGUACCCGCCGCUGCCGGCGCCGGAGAACGACACGCCGUACAAGGGGCCGAUAUGGUGCGUGCUGGCCGCCCACGCCGGCAGGAAGGUGAACGAGACGGCGGUGGGGGACGCGCUGACGUACGCGUGCGGGCAGGGGAACGGGACGUGCGACGCCAUCCAGCCCGGCGGCGAGUGCUUCCAGCCCAACACGGGCGCGGCGCACGCCAGCUACGCCUUCAACUCCUACUGGCAACAGUUCAGGAAGACCGGAGCUACGUGCUACUUCAACAACCUCGCAGAGCAGACCAUCAAGGACCCAAGCCACGGAUCCUGCAAGUUCAGCAGUUCAUUGGGCUGA